Messenger RNA from Phalaenopsis equestris, 1303 nucleotides. RefSeq names its product spermidine synthase 1. Lineage: Eukaryota; Viridiplantae; Streptophyta; Magnoliopsida; Asparagales; Orchidaceae. The transcript has 9 exons. Gene Ontology annotation, biological process: spermidine biosynthetic process. Gene Ontology annotation, molecular function: spermidine synthase activity. Gene Ontology annotation, cellular component: cytosol. Bases 151 to 1113 code for a protein of 320 amino acids. The record is from RefSeq and is a predicted model, not a curated record.
CUAACCAUUUGAGCUUAGAAUAAUUCUACGAUAAAAAUGGAAUAAUCUUUUCUGAAAUCUAUAAUAUCGAAGUCCAGCGGCGCGUUAAUAGCCGCCCGAGAGGAGCUUAGGAGGAGAGGAGGUUAGGAGGAGAGGAAGAGAGGAGGAGAGAUGGAGGAGGCGAUUAAGUGGUCGAGAGAAGUCGACGAUAACAACAGCAACGAUGUGGCGACGAAUGGCGUCUCUGCUAUCAUCCCUGGCUGGUUCUCCGAGAUGAGCCCCAUGUGGCCUGGCGAGGCUCACUCUUUGAAGAUAGAGAAGAUAUUGUAUCAAGGAAAAUCUGAGUAUCAAGAUGUGAUGGUGUUCCAGUCGGCUACUUAUGGAAAGGUUCUAGUCCUUGAUGGAGUCAUUCAAGUUACUCAAAGAGAUGAGUGUGCAUAUCAAGAGAUGAUCACACACCUUCCUUUGAGUUCCAUCCAGAAUCCUAAAAAGGUCUUGGUUAUUGGAGGGGGAGAUGGUGGUGUUCUGCGUGAGGUGUCGCGUUAUUCUUCUAUUGAACAAAUUAAUAUAUGCGAAAUUGAUAAGAUGGUUGUUGAUGUCUCUAAGCAAUUCUUCCCCAACUUGGCAGUCGGCUUUGAGGAUCCACGUGUAAAUUUGCAUAUUGGUGAUGGUGUUGCAUUUCUAAAAAAUGUUCCUGAAGGCACCUAUGAUGCAGUUAUUGUUGAUUCGUCUGACCCAAUAGGUCCAGCUCAGGAACUUUUUGAGAAACCGUUCUUUGAAUCAGUUAGUCGGGCUCUCCGUCCAGGCGGUGUUGUUUGCACACAGGCUGAAAGCAUAUGGCUACAUAUGCACAUCAUUGAAUCCAUUGUCUCAAAUUGCCGUCAAGUUUUUAAAGGCUCUGUAAACUAUGCAUGGACAACUGUACCUACGUAUCCAAGUGGAGUUAUUGGCUUCAUGCUUUGCUCAACUGAGGGACCUCCAGUGGAUUUCCAGCGCCCAGUUCAUAAGAUUGAUGAAAAUGAUGAGUUAAACAAAUGUAAAGGUCCCCUAAAAUUCUAUAACCCAGAGAUCCAUUCUGCUGCAUUUUGCCUGCCAUCUUUUGCCAAGAGGGUCAUUGGUUCCAAAACUAUUUAGUUUUUGGUAGAGCUUCCUUUUCUUCUUUUGUUCUUUUGACCCAAUAAUCUAUGGAAUCAUUAUUUGUAUGACAUACUGAAUCCUUCCGAUUUACUUUUCAAUAGCGAGGAUUUUAGCCAUUUUUUGGGCAGAAUAGCAUGCACUUUCGGUUUUUAAAUUCAUGAGCCUAACAUAAAGCUUCCAAAGCUAA